AGCUGACACUCUCCAUGUCACAGAAAAAGAAAAUUAAGCAAAAGAUGAAUAUGAAAACUCUACUUUCCAAAACUUCCCAGUGACCCGAAAUAUAAGAUAUAUAAACAACUAAGAUUUACUUUGGAGAUCUCAAAUGCUCAUUAAAUGACUAUAAUGGACACUGUGGCCAUGAUGGUAUUUUCUAAUCAUCGGUGCAAGCGAUAUCCUCAGGAUACCUUCAAUGUUUCCACUUACAAGAAUACCUGCAGGAAGAACUCUUGCUUACACCAAACUAAGGCAGAAAAGAAACAGUAUGGUGGUAUAAUAAGGCUCUAAGACUAUGGCAACUCUGAUAAAGAAAAACAUAAAAUUGGGGCUGGCUUAUAGUUCAGAGGUUUAGUCCAUUAUCUUCAUAGUGGGAAGCAUGGAGGCAGACAUGGUGCUGGAGAGGUAGCUGAGAGUUCUACAUCUAGAUUGACAGGCAGCAGGAAGAGAGACUGACAGUGGGCCUGGUUUGAGCAUCUGAAACCUCAAAACCCACUCCCGGUUGCUGUGGGAUGUUCUGUAUGGCAAACGUGUUGCUCUGAUUGGUUAGUAAAUAAAACACUGAUUGGUCAGUAGUCAGGCAGGAGGAAGUAUAGGUGGGACAAGGAAGAGAAGAAUUCUGGGAAGUGGAAGGCUGAGUGAGAGACACUGCCAGCCACCGCCCUGACAAGCAGCAUGUGAAGAUGCCCAUAAGCCACGAGCCACGUGGCAAGGUAUAGAUUUAUAGAAAUGGAUUAAUUUAAGUUAUAAGAACAGUUAGCAAGAAGUCUGCCACAGCCAUACAGUUUGUAAGCAAUAUAAGUCUGUGUUUACUUGGUUGGGUCUGAGUGGCUGUGGGACUGGUGGGUGACAGAGAUUUGUCCUGACUGUGGGUUAGGCAGGAAAACUCUAGUUACACCCAGUGACAUACUUCCUCUAACAUAUACCUCCUAACAGUGCCACUCCCUAUGGGCCUAUGGGGACCAUUUUUAUUCAAACCACCACAGGUGUUUUGCCUGUGUAUGUGUCUGUGCAUCACGUGUGUGCCUGGUGCCUAUGGAGGCCAGAAGACGGUGUUGGGAUCCCCUGGAACUGUAGUUACAGACAGUUGUCAACUGCCAUGUGGGUGCUGGGAAUUGAGCCCAGAUCCCCUGGAAGAGCAGCCUGCUCUCUUAACUGCUGAGUCAUCAAGACCACUUUAAAAUGACUGUCUUAUAGUAACCAAAACGUAUAAUUAUUAAUAAGUUUCAAUGGAUUUCCUAAAACAAAUCUUUCUAUAUAGCCACCUUAAAAAUAUAUAAAUUCUAGUGAGAUCUGGGUCAAAGUCUAUACACAUCUUAAAUUUUUAGUUACAUUUAUUCCUAUGUGUGUGCACAUGCGUAGAGGUCAGAGGACAACUUGUGGCAGUCAGUUCUCUCCUCUUACAAUGUGAGUCCUUGGGCUUGAACUCGGGUUGUCACACUUGGCAGCAGGCACCUUUACCCACUGAGCCAUCUUACUUGCCCCAUAUAUUUAAAAGUACACAAAUGAAGUCACCUGGUCCUCGGGAAAGAUAGUGUCAAGGUAUUCUCCAGAACACCAUUUGGGUAAUCCCAGGGGCCGGGAGGGACUUUGACUUUACAGAUGUAUUCAUCAAAUACAGUGACCGCUUACUCUAUGGCGAUUGGCUUCCCUCAUGGGACCCUCCUUCAGAAUCCUCCCCACUUCUGAUCUUGGCCACGCCUCUAGUCCCAAACAUUGACAAAUCCCCGACACCCGUCUCAGCUGCUGCAUUGAAAACUGACACUGGAGUCCUCUGGAACCCUGAGACCGUCCACUCCAGCCUCCCAGGAAGUCAUCCGGGCUCAGCAGUCCCCGGGCUUACAUCCCCUUCUGCAGAGGGCACAGCCAUGGCCUGGAGUUCCCGUGGGGGAGUCCGGCUUGGAGGUGUGCUCCUCUCUCUUCUUGGCUGGGUAUCCUCUUGUGUCACCACCGUUCUUCCCCAGUGGAAGACUCUCAAUCUGGACCUGAGUGAAAUGGAAACCUGGAUCUCGGGACUCUGGGAAGCAUGUGUGAGUCAGGAGGAAGCUGGCACUGUUUGCAAAGCCUUCGAGUCCUUUCUGUCUCUGCCCCAGGAGCUACAGGUAGCCCGCAUCCUCAUGGUGGCUUCUCAUGGGCUGGGACUGGUGGGACUUCUGCUCUCUGGCUGGGGGUUGGAAUGCUUCCAGUUUCACAGGCCCAGAGGAGUUUUGAAGACACGGCUGUGCCUCCUGGGAGGGGCUUUGGAGGUAUCAGCUUCAGCCACCACCCUCUUUCCAGUCUCCUGGGUGGCCUAUGCAACAUUCCAAGACUUCUGGGAUGACAGUAUCCCUGAGAUUGUGCCGAGGUGGGAGUUCGGAGAUGCCUUGUUCCUGGGCUGGGCUGCUGGGCUUUUCUUAGCUCUGGGAGGGCUUCUCCUCAUCAUCUCUGCUUGCCUGGGAAAUGAAGACAGACCUUCUCCCUGGACGGCUGCAGCCACAGCUCCACCAGCGUGUGCUUCAAUAGAGGAAUUUGAUGGUUCCCUCCACCUCACACCAAGACCGGUGAACCAGGUCAUCUAGAACUAGAGUCUGUCCGGAAAUCUCUACAAGAAAGGAAUGUCAGGAGGCUCUUUUCCUUACCCUUCAUCGAUUUGUU
This is a messenger RNA of Peromyscus californicus insignis, 2658 nucleotides long. RefSeq names its product claudin 25 (gene Cldn25). The transcript has a single exon. Gene Ontology annotation, biological process: cell adhesion; bicellular tight junction assembly. The record is from RefSeq and is a predicted model, not a curated record. NCBI's taxonomy places the organism in Eukaryota, Metazoa, Chordata, Mammalia, Rodentia, Cricetidae. Gene Ontology annotation, molecular function: structural molecule activity. Gene Ontology annotation, cellular component: plasma membrane; bicellular tight junction. The coding region runs from base 1893 to 2582 and encodes 229 amino acids.